CCCAGUCACCUUUUAUACUGUUUAUAUUCUAAAACGAUUAGUUAGUGUUUUAAUUGUAUGUGAUGAGUUAAAAAGGUCUACAACUUAGGGACAGGUUGUUUUUCUGUAGUAAUAUUUCUUUGUAAUAGUAAUAACUUAGUGGUGCAGUUUAUGGUAUAAACAAUUGGGUGGUAAGGUGAAGAUAUGAACACAACGUUUUUAAAUUUGCUUCCAUACAGACUGCAAUUGCGAAAUGUGAUAUCUAGACAGUGUGGUGCAUAUUACAGCACUGUGAAGAAUAAAGAUGUAUUCGGGUGUGGAGCAUAAAAAAGGUUAAAUUUUAUCAAAUGGAAAAAAUACCUGAAGAUAUAUGGGAUGAUAAAAAGGACCCCAAAUAUACAGGUUAUGAAGAAGUAAAAAAUUGUUGGCAUCAUGUUGAAAGACUAUUUCCAAAAUUAAGAAUUCCAGAUCCUCCCAAGAAGGUUUCAAGUAUGGGGUGGAAAGCACCUGCAGAAAAUCUGCCAGAUUUACCUUAUUUUAUUGAGAGGUCUAAAAAUCAUAUGCUGCCUGUUUAUCCUUCACGUGUAUAUAAGGACAGAGUACUUGUAACUCAAGUACGUAGAGUUCUUGGUGAUAUUUGGGUUUUUGAAUAUGAUAUGAAAAAUUACCUUGAAGAGAAACUGAAUGAAAAAGUUGAAUCCCAUGUAAAUGAAAUAGCAUGUUAUGUAAAUUUUCGAGGAAAUCAUGUUGACUUAGUUAAAGAAUGGCUGUAUAAUAAAGGUUUUUAAUUUCUGAUGAAA
Stegodyphus dumicola is the source of this 779-nucleotide messenger RNA. RefSeq names its product mitochondrial ribosomal protein L49 (gene mRpL49). Gene Ontology annotation, molecular function: structural constituent of ribosome. Gene Ontology annotation, cellular component: mitochondrial large ribosomal subunit; ribosome. Gene Ontology annotation, biological process: translation. Lineage: Eukaryota; Metazoa; Arthropoda; Arachnida; Araneae; Eresidae. The record is from RefSeq and is a predicted model, not a curated record.